Messenger RNA from Scatophagus argus, 5536 nucleotides. It is a transcript of the gene tmem86a, whose product is annotated as transmembrane protein 86A. NCBI's taxonomy places the organism in Eukaryota, Metazoa, Chordata, Actinopteri, Scatophagidae. The record is from RefSeq and is a predicted model, not a curated record. Gene Ontology annotation, cellular component: membrane. Bases 142 to 855 code for a protein of 237 amino acids. The transcript is spliced from 3 exons.
UCUGCUGAACGUCCGACCGCCCACCAGAGCGAGGACAAAAACAAUCGGCAUCACUCAUACAUAACAGCAUACACAGGAGGAUCCAAACCGCAUUUGACAAUAUCUACCUUCUUUAAAGACACGGACACUAGCGAGGGAGAAAUGGUUUCUCCGGUGACAGUGGUCAAGAGUGAAGGCCCCAAGCUUGUGCCAUUCUUCAAGGCAACCUGUGUAUACUUUGUCCUGUGGCUUCCCACCUCAAGCCCAUCUUGGUUCAGCGCACUGAUAAAAUGUCUGCCCAUCUUCUGCCUGUGGGUGUUUUUACUGGCACAUGGCUUCAGCUUCCUAGGUGCUCACUCCAGUGCCCGCAAGAUCCUGGCUGGCCUCAUAUUUUCUGCUCUGGGUGAUGCCUUUCUCAUCUGGCAGGAGCAGGGCUACUUCAUCCACGGCCUUCUUAUGUUUGCCAUCACCCACAUCCUAUAUUCAUCUGCCUUUGGGAUGAAGCCUCUUAACGUGCUUGCUGGCCUGAUCAUCACUGCUGUGUCCUCUCUGAGCUACAUACUGCUGUACCCCUACCUGUCCGGCCCCUUUACCUACCUGGUGGCCGUCUACAUUGCUCUCAUCGGUUUCAUGGGCUGGAGAGCCGUCGCAGGCCUGCAGCUGGCCAACGACCUGUGGACCUGGACCAAGCUGUCUGCCUGCCUGGGUGCCGUGCUCUUCAUGGUCUCUGACCUGACCAUCGCCGUCAACAAGUUCUGCUUCCCCGUGCCCCAUUCGCGUGCCAUCAUCAUGGCUACCUACUACGCAGCCCAGAUGCUGAUAGCGCUGUCGGCCGUCGAGUGCCAGGACGUGGAGGUGGCCAGGAAGAGAACAUGAGUUACACCAACGUCCGCGGCAAAGGUGGCAGCCAACCCUCCCCCUCCAGCCCUGAGUGAUCAUGGACACAUCUCACUGCCACAUCCCCAAACCCUCAACCCUCGUCACAGCGUGCUGGUGGUCUUACACAACGAUUACCAUGAUGACUGCUCCAGUACAGUCUCCACAAGGCUGUCGCCCUACUACCCCACUAGUAUGGUAUUCUCACACCAGUCUUCAUACCCAGAAGAUACAGUAGUAUUAUCUCCAGCCUCUCCCGACAACAGUCCUACCUGCCUCCUCCCAUCCUAGAAUGGCUGUCUCUCAACCUAGUUAACAAAGAAAGUGUAAUAAUAUUAACCUGCUACACUGCUAGACAGAGUAUUUCUUUAACUGUUAUGUUUUAAUUUAAUGGGAGCAUGUCACUGGGGACCUUCAAGGAGUGUGUGUGUGUGUGUGUGCGCGUGUGUGUGAGAGAGAGAACAAUUGUGUGUGUGUGUGUGUGCAUUUAUGUGUGACUGAUUAACACUCUUACCUCGGUUUCCACACAGUCACCACACUGACUCCCGCCAAACAUGUCUGCUUUAUAGGGUCCAAUAAUAUAAAUUAACAACUUAUUUUUGUCAUCGGUUUUGUUACCUGACACCUUGUUAAGAAGGGAGUGUGCGUGUUUUUGUUUUUGUUUUAACUGACUUGAUCAUAUUUGGCUUUUCGCUCCCUGUUGCUCUGUGUUCCCCUGAAUUAAGGGUGCUAUUCUUAAAGUAAGGAUCAUAUCCACAACUGUUUUAUUAUCUGCAGUACCUUCCAUUUCAUUUCCAACAACCACACUGCCUUUGUUCACUUGGCUCUUUUAUGUCCUCAACAAACCCACAUGCAGUGUCUCUGUGUGAAAGAAUUAGGUUGAAUAACACACACACAGAAAAGAUGACAGAGAUGGAAACAAAAAAAAUAAGGCAAUGAGGAGAAAAGGCGAGGAGGGAGAGUUGUGUGACUGCAACGACGGCAGUGUUUUGUAGUUUUAGUGACUGAACACUUUAGGAGAUUGUUAGAAAAGACUAGGUUUUCUUGUGGAAGCUCGAUCCUUCCUGCUGAGAUUUCACUGACACUGCCCUGCUGUCACAAAGAGAACACAGUAAACACUGUAGUCACAGCAGACCACUGCACACAUUAUAACGCGCUGUUCGGUGCACCUGCUUCUCGCUUUAGUGGGAAGUCUUUCAGGCGUUUCACAGUGUUUUGCCUGCCAGUUUUUUUUUCAGAAAUGUAGGUUGCAAAUGUCAACAUGCUCACACACCUGAUACCUACAACCCCUGCUGGGUUAGUUAUUAGGAAAAAUCCACAGGGAUCUUAUUGUUGGACUGGAUCGGACAACCCAUGCUGUCACUGGCCUGGGUCAUGUUAUGCUGACUGAAAAGAAAGGGCUACGACACUGGCUGGACGGUACAGGCUCUUUUCUAUCUUUUUUCUUUUUUUUUUGUUUAUCACCUGUGUGUGUAUGUGUGUGUGGGCCUCAGAAGGCAUUCAGUCACUCAUAACGACACCCACACAGACGUGCACAUAAACUGCCCAGGGGCAGUCUGACUGAAGAAGAAAAAAUGAGGGAAAUGAGGGAACUGGCUUGUCAUGUGACAGUAAUCCCAUUAUUCCCAAUAAUUCCCUCUCACAGCACACUUCAUCAGCUUUAAUCCUGCAAAAUCCACCACAGCUAAUCCCAGACAAGUUUGCUGAUAUUUUGUCUUUCAUCUAUCACCCACCUCUCAUUUGUUUCACCCUCGGGAAACUUUUUAUGUUUGAUGUCCAACUGAAUAUUGAGAAAGUAUGUUGUAUACUCUUUCUUCAGACAUCUACAUGCAGUGUAUGCAUGGUUUGAUUAUGUGUGCACGUAUCAGUGUGCAUGCGUGUGUGUGUGUGUGUCUGCGUGUUAGCUGUUGUGUGAAAGUCUUUGUGUGUUUGCGUCAAGUCAGAACCAACUCAAGGCCAGAAAUGCAUCAUGGUGCAGUGGACUCACUACUGGAAAUCUUCAACGUAUUCUCACAAAGCUCUUAUACUUUCUCCACACCCUUCAUCUUUUGAGAUUUAUAUCCUCUUCAUUUGUUUUAUGGCAUCAUCUGAAUUAUGUUGAAAAAAUGUUAAGGCUGACUUUAAGGUGGUAUUUCAUUAGUUUAAUUUGACACAUUUCCAUUGGUGCACAUGCCUUCUCUUUGCAAUACCCUUACCUUACCUUGUAUAUGUCACUGGCUCUAUGAUUAAUAGCACCAAAUUGAAUUACUACAAAUGUACACCAGCAAUUGAAAGUAUUAAUGACUAACAAAAACAUAGCAAAUGGACAGGUUCUGUCAUCCGUGAUUUACUUGCUGUGCUCUAUAUGAAACAAAGGGGCAUGGAAAAGGAAACAGACCCGUGUUAUGUGUUCCCUCUGCUGGGUCAGUGACCCCUGGAGCUGUCUUUGACACGCCUGCAUACGCACAAAAACAUCCACACACGCACAUCAAAAAUGUGUUUAUGCAUCACAAUCAGCCACCAUGACAGGUCUGCAGGCAGACCAUGGUGUUGACACUCAUCAAGGUUUCUUAAACAUUAACAGCAGCACACAGUCUUAAGUCUGACCAAGAAACACACUCAGCCCGGGCGUCUGUUCCUGUCUGCUGCUUUGCCAGACAGUUUCUCAAUCACCUUUCGGCCUCUUGUCAGCAGCAUAUUUCUGCUUUGUCAGUCUUAAGUGUUUCAUCAGUGCAACUGUGUGACCACUUGUCUUCUGUUCCAUGUUUUAAUUUGUCCUCCCAGCAUUUUUGCCAUUCUGUACUCUCCCUCUCCUCAUCUCAUCCACCUCACUAGCAAAACAUUUUCUGUAAAAUUAGUAGAAGCUUCUGUGCUGAAAGACAUCCACAGAGGCUCAUGAGCAGACAUGCAUUUGUCUGCUUACGCUGUCUUAAAUCAGGGUUUAGGGGAGUAUAAGGAGAGAUGCUGGGCAGCAUGACCGACUCUAGUGUGAAGUAAAACCACCUGAGAGUUGUGAUUCAAUCAAACGGUCUUAGUCGUCUUUACUAUAUGGGCAAUUUAUGCAAGCUCUACUUUCUUUGUUUUCUGCCACAUAAAGCCUCCUGACUGUUUCCCCUACAGUCCUAAUGGCUACAUGCAAGUAUUUCUGAGAUUAUUCUUGUUGGCUCACCCACAUUUUGGAAAAUCUCCACGAAUUUGGAAGCCUGUAAAUCAAGAAAUAAACUCAAAUACCAUAUUUAGUAAGUUAGGAGUUAUCAUGCCCAUUGGGAGGAUUUAAUUUAAAAUAUUCAUUCUGUUUCUCCUCUAUUGUUUCUAUUUUUACUUGAGCUAAGCACAGGUAACCAAAACUAAGAGCAUAAUAGAAAACUGAACUCAAUUUCACUGAGUGGAACUUGUUAGCAUUAUUGCCCUCUCAUGUAUCAAACAACCUUUUGUUCUGUAGGAGAAAGAGACCCCCUUCGCUGGUGCUGGAGUGCAUUUGGCAUUCCACUUAGGAAGGAGGUUAUUGUUCGGCGAUACUGUAGCUAGAAUUAGGUGAGGAGGUGAAAUAUGACACACAGGGGAAGAAUCCCUUUACAUCCUGCCUGUUAGCUGUCAUCCUGCCCCCCCCCCUUACAGAUGGCAGGCCAGCAGGCGCAUCACUUUACCUCAGCCUGUCAACAACCCUGUUGUUCUGAGCUUUGUGCAUGCAGACAAAAGGGACCUGGGGGAGCUGUGGGAGGCCAGUAUAGUUCAGCCUGUGCUGUGAGACAUGAGCUGGAACCAGUAGCUGUUGUAGUAAAGAGGGCCCAUGGAUUCACUCGCACCUCUGAAUAAGUUGGCACCUUUUUCUCUUUUAAAGUUUUCUCUCUCUUUCUCUACCAGACCACAAGAUUCAGAACACAGUUUGUGUAUCCAUGUUAGCUCUCAUCUACAGUGAUGGAAAAGUACACAGUACAGAACUGACAGUCCUCCAACGUCAGUGUGAGCCUGUGAGAAGUAUGUGCAAAUAAUCCUCAAUCUUUGUAAUAAUUAUCUGAAUCUGUUGUGUGCAGCACUUUUCUGUACCCAAGGCCAGUCAGUCUCUCUGUUAAACUGUCAGCUGUAGUGUUUAAAAUGAGAGGAUUGUUGUGUACUGUAUUAUUCAAAGUAUAUUCUCUCUUUUACUUUACUCUUUGUAUUUCUUUUUUGAAAAGAGGAAAAAGAAGUCUAUGUUUUGAUGCUGAUGAUUUAAGCACAAGAAAGUAAAGCAUCAGCAGUGUGAGACGAAAGCAUUUUUUUUAAACAGGCAUGAAUUGCUCUUGAAGUGUUAGAAACCUUUGUGUAUAAAUCAUUUGAAGAGUGUUAUCCUUUUAUUUGCAGAAAAGCAGCCCUAAAGUUUUUGUUUGUUUGUUUGUUUGUUUUAUUUUUGUUUUUUGUUUUUUUUUCUUUUGGUCUGUUUUGCCUGUGGGAAAAGCUGUUUUUGUUUUCCACAAAUAACUUUUUCAUUCUGAUUAAUGGCCCAUUACAGUGCAUCUUUUGACUUGAUUUUAUGAACAAAUGUUGUUACUCUCUUAUUUUUAUUCUAUUAUAUACUUUACCUUGUUGUCCUUGAUUUUCACUUAUUGAUUCAUUUUUUCAUGACUUUAGAGAUGAAAUAGUUUCUUUGUUGUAGUGAAACUGCUAUGAAUGUGAAUAUCUAGUGGAGAAAUAAAUGCAAAUACAAUGCAACUUCAACAACACA